AUGGAUAAUUAUGGUUACGGGUCUUCCUCCUUUGGAAGCGGUGGCGGCUUCAUGCCAGGAGAGACCAACAGCCCCGCCGGUGGAAAGAGCGCAGACGGCAACAAUACUACACUCCGCCCCAUCACAAUCAAACAAGCCCUCGACGCAACACAACCCUAUCCCGAAGCCGAUUAUCAAAUUGACGGCGCAGAUGUAGGCAGCAUUUGCUUUGUCGGACAAGUUCGCAACAUCAGCACCCAGAGUACAAACAUCACAUACAGAAUAGACGACGGGACGGGGGAGAUCGAAGUGAAACAAUGGGUUGACUCGGCCACGGCGGAUACCAUGGACACAGAUGAUGGCAAAGCAGGAGCAGGAAAAAGCCAGGUCGUGAACAACGGAUAUGCCAAGAUAUUCGGGAAAUUAAAGACGUUCGGAAAUAAGCGAUUUGUAGGAUCACAUUGCGUGCGGCCCUUGACGGAUAUCAAUGAGCUCCAUUGCCACAUGCUUGAGGCUGUUGCAGUGCAUCUUUUCUUUACCCGUGGUCCUGUUGGUGGCUCUGGCGGCAGUGGUGCCGCUGCUGGUGAAGCAGGGGGUGCUGAUGCCUCUAUGGGUGGUGUUGAUGAUUACAGCGCCGGCAGAGGCCUUCCUGCCAUGAGCCCCGUGGCAAGAAGGGUGUACAAUUUGUUGAAGACGGAGCCUCAGAGCAAUGAGGGUCUACAUGCUCAGCUCAUUGCGGCUAAGCUGAGUUUGCCCAUGCCGGAUGUCGCCCGCGCUGGUGAUGAGCUGCUCACUGCUGGUGUGAUUUUCUCGACUGUCGAUGAGCAGACCUGGGCUAUAUUGGAUUAUUAG
Messenger RNA from Aspergillus bombycis, 831 nucleotides. Its product is annotated as putative replication factor-a protein. The transcript has 3 exons. Gene Ontology annotation, biological process: DNA replication; nucleotide-excision repair; double-strand break repair via homologous recombination. Gene Ontology annotation, cellular component: DNA replication factor A complex; site of double-strand break; nucleus. Lineage: Eukaryota; Fungi; Ascomycota; Eurotiomycetes; Eurotiales; Aspergillaceae. The record is from RefSeq and is a predicted model, not a curated record. Bases 1 to 831 code for a protein of 276 amino acids. Gene Ontology annotation, molecular function: DNA binding.